AUGAACGAGGAAAAUACAGACACAAAACCAAAAGAUUUGGAUUUAUGGAUGAUACGUCCAUGUGAAAUGUAUAACACUGAGUAUGGUGAGUGUACUUCAAUAUCAUCAAGAUUACAUCAGAUGUUUGUUCAUGGAAGUACAAUAGAUUGCAACCAUUGGCAUGCAGACUAUACAAAUUGUUUAAAAUGGAAAAAUGACAAAAAUAUUCAAGCAGCUGAAACAUUGGUUAAUAGUGAAAAAAAAAAGAGAAACAAUCGAUGGAAAUCAUACUAUGCUAAUAAUGUAUGGGAAAAUAGAACUAGUCCACCAGAAAACUGGAAUGAACCAUUGCCAGAUUAUAUAGCAAAACGAAGACAAAAUUCAACAUUAAAGGAUACAUUUGAUGAGUGUAAUGCAGAAAUAGAUAAUAAAUCAUUUUGUUCAAUAAUGUGA
This is a messenger RNA of Macrosiphum euphorbiae (potato aphid), 432 nucleotides long. The record is from the annotation of a GenBank genome assembly. NCBI's taxonomy places the organism in Eukaryota, Metazoa, Arthropoda, Insecta, Hemiptera, Aphididae.